Molecule: messenger RNA, 2724 nt
Organism: Mustela erminea (ermine)
Lineage: Eukaryota; Metazoa; Chordata; Mammalia; Carnivora; Mustelidae
Gene: RWDD4
Product: RWD domain containing 4
Exons: 10
Coding region: 233-844 (203 amino acids)
Molecular function (GO): protein binding
Source: RefSeq, a predicted model, not a curated record
GGCGGCCCCGGCGCCCCACCCUCCGCGGCCUCGGGGUCCCCGCCCACACACCCCCCGCAGGCUGCUUCGUGCUGCCCGAAGGCCGGGGGCGCGCGUGACUCUCGUCUGCGGCGCCAGGGGUGUGCCUCCCGCAGACCAGGCUCGGAAGGGGGACGCCCCGGGCGCGGGGCCACUGCUCUCGCUUUCUCGUGGUCGCAGACGCCCUCCCGGAGGGCGUCCCGCGGCCGGCGCGAUGAGUGCCAACGAGGACCAGGAGAUGGAACUGGAAGCUCUGCGUUCCAUUUAUGAAGGAGACGAAAGUUUCCGGGAGUUAAGUCCAGUUUCCUUUCAAUAUAGGAUAGGUGAAAAUGGUGAUCCCAAAGCCUUCUUAAUAGAGAUUUCCUGGACAGAAACAUAUCCCCAAACACCUCCAAUUAUAUCUAUGAACGCUUUUUUUAACAACACCAUAUCGUCAGCUGUAAAGCAGAGCAUAUUAGCCAAGUUACAGGAAGCCGUGGAGGUCAAUCUUGGGACUGCCAUGACCUACACGUUGUUUGAAUAUGCCAAGGACAAUAAAGACCAGUUCAUGGAGAAUCAUCAGCCUGUGAAUUCUACGAUACCCAUAAGCAGUAUCAUCUCCGUUGAAACUCCUAAUACAGCCCCAUCAAGUAAGAAAAAAGAGAAAAAAGAACAGCUUUCAAAAGCCCAGAAACGUAAGCUGGCAGAUAAAACAGAUCACAAAGGAGAACUUCCUCGAGGAUGGAACUGGGUUGAUGUGGUGAAGCAUGUCCCGCCUCCAUGGAUGCCUGAUGGAUACUUCAUGUCCCAGAAGCAGAUUUUUGAAAAACCAGCGGUCUCCUGUUGAGCUCAGUAAUAAAGAAGUUUGCAAAAAUUUAAGCAAAACUGGCUCUAAAGAAGACGAAUAGUUCUUGGAAUUGAAGACAAGGGAAGAACAUCCUUUAAGAAGGAAACUGGGUUCAAAAUCCUUCAUUAUUACUCUUUUCUGGUAUUGAGGUGGCUUUUUAUAAAACAAUUUUUUUGUAUGUUUCUUAUGUAAAAAAAACAAAACAAAUGUUUUAAGCUGAAAGUUCAUGAAAAGAUCUGGUUGUAUUAAAUUAUUUUCACAAACUUGCCUUAAUAAAAGGUGAAAUGUUACCGUUUAGUAUACUUUAUGAAGAUGGUUGAUCUUUGUAAAUGGACAAAAUGGGAAAAAAUAAAUAAUCAGUGUGAAUUUAUAUGGUCUUAUUCCAGUGGAUUGGCUAUUUUUUAAAGGAGUAGGAAGCCCUUUUGAAACUCUCAUCCCAGUGGAUCAGAAUACUGAAUAAACAGUUGCUCUGUGGUGUGAUCCAUUUUAAUAGACUUCUCAUCUUAAUAAAGUCUUCAUCUCUCCUUUCUCUUAAUUACUGAAGCGUAAAUUGCUCCAGAGAAAUUUAAAUACUAAUAUUUGAACUUACUACAUAAUAUUCUUUGUAGUUCCUUUUUAUUUUUCAAGGGUGAACCACUUCUUUCUUAUUUUUAGUAAAUGAGUAUCUGUUCAUACUCUUCUUUUGGGUCAUGAUGUUUGACCAUGAGAGUUUUCGGCUGUAUGCGGAAUAGGGGAAUAUAAAAUAAAUCUGCCAAAUACAUUCAGAAGCGUUUGAGUAAAAGUGCUGGUUCCCACUGAAAACAUUUCUCUUUGCUGCAUAUACCAAGAUGGGAGUAAAAGAUGCCUUAAUAUUUAAUUUUUGUAUUUUGGGGAGACAGUGGUUUUAAUAAAUUCCUGUUUCUCUGCCACUGUGUGUUUUUGGUUCUCUCGCAACAGGUCUUCUAAAUCGUUUAACAUAAAACCACAUUUCAGGUCUUGUUUCUUUUCAAGUAGCCAUGUGGAUUUCUCAGGCUGAACAUCUGUUUUCAUAGUAAUAAACGUAGAAGUGUUUCAAAUGCUGAAUCAUAGUACAAGCUUGAUUAUUAUUUUUUAAUCACGAGUAGGGUAACUGUUAGUGACAUGUACCCAGGAAGUCACUGAUGUGUUGUGUGACUUACAGUGACUACAUUUACUCCCUGGCUGGAGAACCCUGAGAACUGCUGCUGGUUCUAGAAGGGUAAACUGUUGGUUCCUCCAGUUACACCUGUGCAGCUCGGGUCUGACGUUUCAAAGAAUAAUGAACUUCUAAAGACAUGUCCUUAGCAUCAGAACAGUUUAAAUUGUAUGCGUGGCUUUUACUGGGCUAAUAUUAGGCUCAGCUAAAUGGUUGGAAUUACACAGUAAAUACAAUUAUGGUAAAGAAGUAUAAUCUGGUUUUCAAAAGCUAAAUCACAUUUUAUAUCUUGAACUAAUAGAAGCAUUACAAUUCAAGACCACCGGAAUACGCCAGUUCGUUUUUGGGGGUGUGUACAUGGUUUUUGUUGUGUUAUUUUUUUGCUUGUUUUUAAAGAAACUGAAACUACAGAUCUGCUCGUGGAACAAAUUGUGUUUGGCUCUGAAGAUUCUGAAGUUGUUCAGGCUUACUGUGGUUCAAAGAUGACAAAGAAUAAUGCUAGUUAAAUGCCAAUGAACUAUUUUUACUCUUUUUUAUAUGAAAUGUACUAAUUUGGGGGGUGAUGGUGGCAGCGGGGCCUCUGACCACCUUCUCUAAAGCACUGGAACAUUCUCAUCUGUUUUACCACUGUCUAUUCAACACUCCCAGUAUAUUUUCUCCAAGUCUGUCUACCUAAAAUUGUAUGGAAUGGCAUAAAUAAUGAGCAAUAAAACCAGAAUUAUAUACA